Chaetomium globosum CBS 148.51 is the source of this 735-nucleotide messenger RNA. RefSeq lists its product as uncharacterized. Bases 1 to 735 code for a protein of 244 amino acids. NCBI's taxonomy places the organism in Eukaryota, Fungi, Ascomycota, Sordariomycetes, Sordariales, Chaetomiaceae. The transcript is spliced from 2 exons. The record is from RefSeq and is a predicted model, not a curated record.
AUGGUCCGCUCCGUCCUCUCCCUCGCCCUCGCGGCCCUCACCCUCUUCCCCUCCCCAGCGACCGCCCAGGACGGUGUCAAAGACGGGCCCAACGUCCUCGACGAGUGCGUCGCCUGCCCGUAUCUGUACAAGACCUUCUACACGUGCGCCCGCAGCGUCUCCGGACCGACGCGCACCAACGUCGGCGACUGCGUGUGCCCGCCCCCCGCCGGCGCCGGCUCCGACAACGGCUGGUACCCCUACAUCGAAGCGUGCGCCACGUGCCUGCCGCGAGAGGAGUCGGGCGACUUCUGGACCAACGUGGCCACCGUGUUCUGGCAGACGACGAAUGAGUGCCGCGGGCCCCGCAACGUCACCACCGAUGCGGACGGUGUGCUGUGCAUAGGGACUGCCAAGAUGGACGCUUGCCUGGCGCUGCGGGACGCGUCCGAGGGCCCGUCGUGGGCGUCCUACCGGCUGUUCGACUACGAGAAGAACAACAGCAACAAGACGAAGGUGCUGAAUCUGGCGGCCUUCAAGCCCAACACGACGUCGAGCGAGGCGGCGGCGGCGUCGACCACCGCUGCGCCCGGAACCGCCACGGGACUAGAGAGUGCGUCGGCGAGCACUACGGACCAGGCGGGUACUGCUACUGGGCCGGCGAGCGCCGCGACGACGACGACCGACUCGUCUUUGGCGGCGGCGCGGUUGGGCCAGGGAUCGCCGGCGGGUUUCACUGCGCCGAUUACAUUGUGA